UUUAAAAAAAUCAUUUCAAAUUUGAAGUUUCUAGCGACAUAAGCUACGAAUACGUUCAAUGAAUAGAGCUCUAGCACCAUGCUCUGCUUGCUCCAUUUUUUUAUGGGCACAGGGUAUGGAAGAAGAACAGGGAACAGAACUGCUCCCAUUUCCGACAGCAAAUGUGAAUAUGAAUGACGGGCUGACAGCUCAAAACUCUCGUCUCGGUUCGUCUCGGCUUUCAGCUCUCAGCGGUUGUUGCAAUUAUGUCGCAUCAAAUAAUUAUAACUUGACUUGGCAAACAUUUCCUGCGUUUCGUAAUAAUUAGCCAAAGAAGCCCCCAAGAGAUGCCAGCAGCAGCAGAUCAAUCUCACACACAGAGCGAAGAACAAAGAACAAGCGCGCGCCCAAACAUCAAGAUGCGAAUACCAACAACAAAAACAACAACCUCAACAUCGACAACGACAACAAUUCAACCUGUUGGUGCGAAGCGUUCGCUAAUGGCGAGAAGAAGAUCAGCGUGUAGACUGCAGACUGCAGACUUGAGCUUGCGGCUGAGUCUGUGACUGAGACUUGCCACAGCGCCCAGUUUGAUUCUGGCCAGCGACGCGUGCGGUUGUCGCUGCUGUUGUUGCCGCUACAAAUAGAAAAAAAAUUCAUAGUAAAGCUUAUGUGUUGUUAAAGACAUGCCACAAUUGUCACCUGCGUCGGCUUAAAAUGUGUGUGAAACUCAGUUAGCUGCGUCGAUUGCAACUGCUGCGAAACUGUGCCAACUGCAGCUAAAUUGGCACAGCUCUUCGGCUGUGUUUUGAUCGUGCUGCUGACCCAUUUUGUGGUAACCUGGCGUGGUCAGGUAUCAAGGACACAAUCGCCGACACAAUUGAUUCUAAGCUGCUGCUAGCUUUGUCGUCUCCCGCUGAGUGAAUCAUCCAACUCCAUUAAAAAUAACAAUAACAAAACGGGCAGUAAAAGUGGAGCAGCAGUCAUAAGAAAUCUAAGUAGAAACAACACUUGAAAUGGAAAAGCAGAAGACACCAACACCAAAACCAAAUAACAACAACGAUUGUAAUAACAACGCAACAAAGCGACGACAUAAAAGUGAAUAAGAAAUUGUCAUGCUUUCAUUAACAGCAACAACAGCGACAACAACAAUAACAACAACAUUAACAACAAACGCAAAACAAAACUCAAAUUUAACUGUCAGCAAUUUGUGUUAAAAGCAAACUCCAAAACAGUGACUCGUGACUCGUUACUCGUCCAGUGAACAGUGACUAUGUGGUGGAAAUUAAAUUGUGAUUUGCUGCUACUCAGCCUCUGCCUGUUGCUCUGCCAAUUAGAGCCCAUGAGUGCCAGCAUACUCAACACAUUGCUGGGCGUGCCGGCGGAAUGUGUGCAUCAGAGUGGCGUUUGGCCGUGCAAGCUGAGCUUCUCCUGCUGGCUGCAAGGCGGCAAGCAUGCAAAAGGCUGCGGCAGCAACAAAUUGCUCUUCAGCUGCUGCGUCAACGAACCCCAUCAGCAUCAGCAUCCACAUCAGCAUCAAUCGCCACUCGAUAAUCUCGUCGACUACAGCAAACUCAAGAUGAGCCUCAACAGUCUGCCCAAGCGUAUUAUGCUGCGACGACGCGAUGAUAACGAGCUGCACAAUGUCAAGCCCGAAUGCGGCAUGCCACGCACAGCACAGAAUACGCUGCAGAAGCGCAUCAUUGGCGGUCGACCGGCCCAAUUCGCCGAGUAUCCAUGGCUGGCACACAUACGAAUCGCGGAGUAUCAAUGCGGCGGGGUAUUGAUCUCGGCCAAUAUGGUGGCGACGGCGGCGCAUUGUAUACAACAGGCGCAGCUGGAUGAUAUCACAGUGUACUUGGGUGAGCUGGACACACAGAAUCUGGGCCACAUUCAUGAACCGCUGCCCGUGGAGAAGCACAGCGUGCUCCAGAAGAUCAUACAUCCGCGCUUCAACUUUCGCAUCACACAGCCCGAUCGUUAUGAUCUGGCGCUGCUAAAGCUCGCACGUCCCACGGCUUUUAGUGAGCACAUUUUGCCCAUUUGCCUGCCUCAAUAUCCGAUUCGUUUGAUUGGCCGCAAGGGUCUAAUUGCCGGCUGGGGCAAGACGGAGGCGCACAUGGGGCAUGCCGGCACCAAUAUGCUGCAGGUGGCCAGUGUGCCCAUCAUAUCCACCUUGGACUGCAUACGCUGGCAUGAGAGCAAGCAGAUCAAUGUGGAGAUCAAGUCGGAAAUGUUUUGUGCCGGUCACUCCGAUGGUCACAUGGACGCUUGCUUAGGCGACUCUGGUGGUCCUUUGAUUAUCAAGGAGCGUGGACGCUACGUGCUAGUGGGCAUCACCAGUGCCGGGUUUGGCUGUGGCGUGGACCAUCAGCCGGGCAUCUAUCACAAUCUGCAGAAGAGUCUGCGCUGGGUGGAGGAUGUCGUGCAACACAAUGAGCUGUGUGACUCUGAGCGCAGCUCCAAAUUAAACAUUAGUCAUGCCAGCGGCAGCAAUAACAACAACAACAACAAACAGCAACAGCAACUGGCAGAGCAACAACUAAGCAACAUGCGAUAUGCAAUUGCCAACAGCUACAACUCUGUCUACAAUGAAGUGGUUACUCCAGAGCUGAAGCAGGCCAUUGACAAGGAUUUGCCCAAGCAGGCAAAAUUCUUUGAUGAGCUCGAUUGUAAGUACACACCAAAAAACAGCUCAUCGCGCAAUUGUCGUUGUUGCCGCUUCGCGCUCCUUCAGGAGCUGAACAUGUCGUGCCACAGAAAGGAUAAUUGGCUGUGGCUUUGGCUCACACUUACCACAAGUUUCGUCCUCACGCCUCCCUCCGGCUACAGCGUCGCUGCCUUAGGCUAUCCCAGCGCACAACAGGAGCAUGACAUGCUCAUCUUGGACGCACUGUCGCGUCGCAGCGGCACCGGCUACUAUGGCGAGAACAGCGUCAUGGAGAUGCUAUCCCGAAUGAUACCACAAUCGUGCCGCUUCCGUGGCCACAAAUUCGAGUGCGGCUUGUCCAUCUCGUGCGUCUUGGGCGGUGGAAAGCCGCUGGAUCUCUGCUCCGGCGGCAUGAUCUGGUCAUGUUGCGUAGACAAAGAUCUCGACGCCGAGGAGAGUCCACAUGCAGCGCCGGUCAACAAUACAAGUGACAUAAUACAUUUGCACGACAUAUAUCCCGAUCUGUCACCAACGGGCAACAAGCCAGCGCAUCAUCAGCAUCAACUCCAACACCAUCAGACGCAGCACAACAAUAACGGCCUGUCAGCGGCCUCGUCAUCAUCAUCAACACGUCCCGCCUAUCCCAACCACGCCUACUACAGCACAAAGCGUCCGUCGCAUUACAGCAGCAAUCCGUAUAAGCCCAGCUCUAGUUCCGGUUCCUCCUCUGGUUCAUCAUCAUCUGCACAUCGCCCCGGUUCAACGAGUCUGAACAGUUGGGAACAGCAUGACGUGAAUCAUUUGGGCAUCACGAACCAUCUGGACAAUUUCUUUGAUGUGGAUGCACCACCCGACAGUAGCAGCGGUGGCGGUGACAUAACACGUCCACAGCAACCGCAGAAGCCGCUGCCACACGAACCACAAGCUCAGCCCUUUGCGGUGGGCAAUGUGCUCGAUUUGAAUGCCGGCGAAGCGGUGGAUGAGUACGAAAGUGGCGGUGGCUACAACGAUGCCGGUUAUCGACCUGUUCCGGGUUGUGGGGAAGUUUAUUCACGCUCCAAUCGCAUUGUUGGCGGUCACUCCACGGGCUUUGGCUCGCAUCCCUGGCAGGUGGCACUUAUCAAAAGUGGUUUUCUCACACGCAAACUCAGCUGCGGUGGCGCGCUGAUCUCCAAUCGCUGGGUGGUAACAGCUGCCCACUGUGUGGCCACCACAACCAACUCGAAUAUGAAGAUACGAUUGGGCGAAUGGGAUGUGCGAGGCCAAGAGGAGCGUCUCAAUCACGAGGAAUACGGCAUUGAGCGCAAGGAAGUACACCCACACUACAAUCCCGCCGACUUUAAGAACGAUGUGGCGCUCAUACGUCUGGAUCGGAAUGUGGUCUAUAAACAGCACAUCAUUCCCGUCUGUUUGCCACCGCCUACCACAAAAUUGACGGGCAAAAUGGCCACUGUGGCGGGCUGGGGACGCACGCGGCAUGGACAAAGCACUGUGCCCUCUGUGCUGCAAGAAGUCGAUGUGGAAGUCAUCUCCAACGAUCGCUGCCAGCGCUGGUUCCGCGCAGCUGGCCGACGCGAAGCCAUACACGAUGUGUUCCUUUGCGCUGGAUAUAAGGAGGGCGGUCGCGAUUCCUGUCAAGGCGAUAGCGGUGGACCGCUCACGUUAACCAUGGAUGGCCGCAAGACGCUCAUUGGCCUCGUGUCGUGGGGCAUUGGUUGUGGUCGGGAGCAUUUGCCGGGCGUCUAUACGAAUAUACAGCACUUUGUGCCGUGGAUCAACAAGGUUAUGGCCAAUGACAACAAUGCGUAGAAUCGAAUUGAAUCGAUUAUAACAGUCUCUCAUUGGCUGGCUGUCAUUAAGUAAUCGAAUUGGAAGACUGCAGUCACACACACUCGAGUAAUUGCGCUGUUAUUGUGCGUACGUGCAUCUGCAUCACCGUUGCCUGGCCAUGUGAUUCCUCUACGACUCGGGGUUGCUAGUGUUUAAGUAUAAGCUCCCAAAGUUGCGCUCUCUUAGUUGCGCGCAUCUUCUAUUUAUUUCUAUUAUUAUUAAUAUUAUUAUAUUUCGUUCACCACGUUUGUGUAACUUGUGCGUAAACAUGCAACGGUUAACACUAAUCAUAAACAUAUUUAUUACAAACGAAUCGAUUAUAAAAUUUCAUGAAUUUACACCUAAUUUUAUUGCUAAUUG
This is a messenger RNA of Drosophila nasuta, 4819 nucleotides long. RefSeq lists its product as uncharacterized. Bases 1253 to 4438 code for a protein of 1061 amino acids. Lineage: Eukaryota; Metazoa; Arthropoda; Insecta; Diptera; Drosophilidae. Gene Ontology annotation, molecular function: serine-type endopeptidase activity. Gene Ontology annotation, biological process: proteolysis. The record is from RefSeq and is a predicted model, not a curated record. The transcript is spliced from 13 exons.